This is a messenger RNA of Triticum aestivum (bread wheat), 1875 nucleotides long. Its product is annotated as tetracycline resistance protein, class D. NCBI's taxonomy places the organism in Eukaryota, Viridiplantae, Streptophyta, Magnoliopsida, Poales, Poaceae. Gene Ontology annotation, cellular component: membrane. The record is from RefSeq and is a predicted model, not a curated record. Gene Ontology annotation, molecular function: transmembrane transporter activity. Gene Ontology annotation, biological process: transmembrane transport. The transcript has 14 exons. The coding region runs from base 158 to 1537 and encodes 459 amino acids.
UCUUUUUCGCUCCUCCAUCAGAACCCCUCAUGAAGAUGGCCGCUUAACCACUCCGCACCAUGGGUUAACUAGGCGCCUUAAUCUGGCCAGGCCGGCAGCAAACGAGGUCAGAGACGUACGGCAGCCAGCAGAGCGGCGACGGCAGCGACCAGCGAGCAUGGUGGGAGCGGCGGAGGGGAAGCUGGCGCUGGGAGACAUGAGGGUGCUCAAGCCAUUGGCCCACCUGCUGGUCGGGCUGGUGCUCUACUGGGUGGCCGAGGAGAUGACGGUGCCUGUGCUGGUCGACGUCACCACCGCCUCCCUCUGCCCCGGCGACGGCAGCACCUCCUGCCCGGAGGCCAUCUACCUCACCGGCCUCCACCAAACGGUUGGAGGCAUUUUCAGGGCGGUGGGAUUCACUCUGAUGGGGCAGCUCGCUGACGAGUACGGCAGGAAGCCUCUCCUCAUCCUCGCCGCCGGCACCUCCAUCAUCCCCUACAGUGUGCUUGCUCUGAGCAGCACCAAGGUGGCCGUGUACGUCUACCUUGUCACACGCACCCUUUCAUUCAUGAUCGGCCAAGGGACCAUAACCUGCCUCGCAUUGGCGUACACGGCGGAUUUGGUUGAACCGUCCAAGAGGGCCUUCGCGUUUGGCUGUAUGACCGGGAUCCUGUCGGCUUCGCACUCCCUGGGGAACGUCUUCUCCAGGUUUCUGCCCGAGCAGUGGAUUUUCCAGGUCUCGGUUCUUCUCUUGGUCUGUUCCGUGGUCUACAUGAAGGUUUGUCUGGUUGAGACACUUCAGAAAGCUCCCUCUGCUUCGUGUCAGCGUUUGUCCUUGUCGUCUUUGGUUCUCGGUUUGCCGCAGCAGCGUUGGGAGUCUAUCAAGGACAACAUUAGCAUGAUCAAAAUCAACAACACACUUAAGCGAAUCACAUACAUUUCCUUCUUCUACGAGUUGGGCAUGAUUGGCAUCAGCGAUGUUCUACUGUAUUACCUGAAGUUGGUAUUUGGAUUUGACAAGAAUCAGUUCUCCGAAAUUCUAAUGGUGGUUGGAAUUGGUUCAAUCUUUUCUCAGAUAUUGAUACUCCCAGUUGCUAUCCAUGCAAUUGGCGAGAAGGGAGUCCUGUGCAUUUCAAUACUUGCAUCGGUUGCUUAUGCUAUGCUAUACGGCUUGGCCUGGAGUUGGUGGGCUCCAUAUUUUGCUUCUUCACUGGGUAUCAUCUAUUGUCUGGUCAAGCCGGCUACUUAUGCGAUCAUCUCUAGGGAAGUAGUCUCAGCUGACCAGGGAAAGGCACAGGGAUUCAUCGCAACAGUGAAAUCCACAGCUAUACUGAUGGCCCCAUUGUUCAUGAGUCCUCUAACCUCCUACUUUAUUUCGGAAGAAGCACCCUUCAACUGCAAAGGUUUCAGUUUUCUUGUCGCCGGUUUCUUCCUGGCAGUAUCAUUGGCAUUUGCUUGGAUGCUUGAUCCAGAGAGCAAAGACAAACACAUUGGAGUUGCAGAUCAGGACCAGCUCGAUCAAGAAGCAGCUCAAGCACCACUGUUGGCACAACCAUGAUGAAGUUCUUGAGGAACUGUGCAUCUGAAGAAUGCUUAUUUGCAGCUUCAGCUGAUAACUAAAGCUUCUGCGCACAAGUUAGCUUCAGAUUAUAGUAGUAUUAAAUAUUGAUCUCCCCUGCCUGCCUCUUCCUUAGCCCUAGCUACUUACCCUUUUCGGUUUUCCGAGUAUUUAUUUUCAGGGAGUUUUUGUUUUCAGUCACACUGUUUUCUGGUUGCCGGCUAGCUACUGUAGCUGGUUUGUACAGUUUUUACUCCGCCUUAGCUUGGACGGAGAUUGGCCAUGCAUGUCACCAUAUGUAUAAUUAUUCAAUCCAAUUAUAGAUAUUACCGAAAAAG